AUGGAAUCAAGGGGAAUCAUUAAGAAAGUCAACGAGCCCACGGCAUGGGUAAACUCCAUGGUAGUUAACGAGAAACGCUCGGGAAAAUUACGUAUAUGCAUCGAUCCACGAGAUCUCAACAAAGCGCUGCGUAGAGAGCAUUACGAACUCCCCACACAGCAGGAGAUAACAAGCCGCCUGACAGACGCCAAAUUCUUCAGUAAACUGGAUGCGAACUCUGGAUUUUGGCAAAUGCCACUUGACGAAGAGAGCUCUUAUUUGACGACAUUUAAUACGCCAUUCGGUCGCUAUCGCUUUACUGUGAUACCAUUUGGUGUCGUGUUUGCACAAGAGGUGUUUCAUAAAACUGUCAACGAGAAAUUUCAUGAUUUACCCUGAUGCGAGACGGACAUUGAUGAUAUUUUGAUUUGGGGACGAACACUGGAAGAACAUGAUCAAAACCUUGAACGUGUUCUCAAUCGAGUGACAGAUAUCAAUAUGACACUUAGUAAAGACAAAUGUCAGUUUCGACAAACAAAGAUAACCUAUCUGGGAGAAACGCUUACGGCAAAUGGUGUCAAGCCUGACGAGACCAAAGUUGAAGCAAUCAAGAAUUACCCCAAAACCUACGAACAAGCAUGA
Paramuricea clavata is the source of this 621-nucleotide messenger RNA. The record is from the annotation of a GenBank genome assembly. Lineage: Eukaryota; Metazoa; Cnidaria; Anthozoa; Malacalcyonacea; Plexauridae.